GUCCAGCAUCCCUGGGCUCCACGUGGGGGCCGCCGGCGGCUGCGCGGACGCUGCCGCGGGGGCGCUGGAGGAUGUCCGGAUAAAGAUCGUGGACGGCUUCGGCAAGCUGCAGGAGGACCGGGACCUCGUCGCCACCGACGUCCUGCGCGAGGGGGACGAGGUGCGGAAGCUCCACGUGAUCCGCCUGCCCGCCCGAGGCGACGACCGCCCCGCGAGGUUCACACCCAGGAGGCCCAAUGCGCGAGGCGAGGAGAUGGCUGGCCACCUGGACGACGCGUCGUGGGCAGUGCAGGCUUUCUCCACGACGGAUCGCCUCGACUCCGGCAGCGGCAUCCCCUACUACCAGGCGCUGAAGGCGGGCCCCAGGCAGAGCGUGCACUGGGACGGUACAGAGCCAGGGGCGUGCGCAGUGAUCCUGACGUGCGGUGGCCUCUGCCCGGGGGAGAACGUGGUCAUUCGCGGCAUCGUGCACGCGCUGCACGAAUACGGCGUGCAGAGCAUCUACGGCAUCAGGAACGGCUUCUCGGGCAUCGUGAGCCCCGGGUGCUGGACCAAGCUGAGCCUGGAGCUGGUGCAGGACAUCCACACCAAGGGCGGCACUGUGCUCGCGAGCGAGCGCAGCUUUCCAGCACCCGAGGAGAUGGCGAAGGCGCUCAAGGCCCGGAAGGUGCAGCAGCUCUUCAUGCUGGGCGGGGACGGCGCGCACAAGGGCCUGCUGCGCUUGAUCGAGCCCCUGCUGAAGGACGGGUACCAGUGUUCCUGCGUCGGGGUGCCCAGCACGGUCAACAACGACAUUCCGAUGGUGCCGUCGGGAGACGUGGUAGCCCCAGAUGGCUGGCAGUCGCGUGGUCCUUUCCCCCUGGGGUCUGAGGAGGCUGCCUGGCUGCGUCCGGAGGUGGAGAAGACCUUCGGCUUCGACUCGGCCGUCACGGAGGCGCGGGACUCCAUCGACGCCGCCUACGUGGAGGCCACCUGCAACGCGAACUGCAUCGGGCUGGUGAAGCUGCUGGGCCGUGACAGCGGGCUCCUCCGGGGGUUCCUCGCGCUGACCGCCACCCUCGCCUCGCGCCACGUGGACAUCUGCCUCCUGCCGGAGAUGGAGUCCUCUGUGGAGAAGGUCUGCGACCACUGCGAGCGCCUCAUGAGCACCAAGGGGUACGCCGUCAUCGUGGUUGCCGACGGCUGGGGCAGGUCCUCGCUCCUGCACGGG
Molecule: messenger RNA, 1210 nt
Organism: Prorocentrum cordatum
Lineage: Eukaryota; Dinophyceae; Prorocentrales; Prorocentraceae
Source: the annotation of a GenBank genome assembly